This is a messenger RNA of Ruditapes philippinarum (Manila clam), 2306 nucleotides long. RefSeq lists its product as uncharacterized. The record is from RefSeq and is a predicted model, not a curated record. Lineage: Eukaryota; Metazoa; Mollusca; Bivalvia; Venerida; Veneridae. The transcript is spliced from 2 exons. The coding region runs from base 295 to 1752 and encodes 485 amino acids.
AUUGUAUUGUAAACUUGCUGUUAAUAUAAAGUGUACUUAAACUAGAUCAAAUAUUUUAUCAACUGUUAAAAGUUGUGAAAUGGAUUACUUAACCGUUUUAAACAUGAUUCAUUGCCGUAUGACAUAAAGAACGCUCUCGUGGUUUGUUGCGCGUGUAAUUCUUUUGCUGUCAAAUGUUGAAUUGUAUAUUUAUAAAUAAAUCAUAUAAAACUAGCACACGCUUAAACUAGUGUAUACUCGCGAUAACAUACGUUCAAGUUGAGCAUAUAACAGAAAUGUAAUUUCGCUAGUAAAAUGGUUGUUAUACACAAAGAUGUUUUCUUUGCUAAUAUCCCGGGAGUAGAGCAUGGAGACUGUCACUUAGAUCUGUAUCUCCCGGACGAUGUAAGGACCUAUGAACGAAAUAACGAAAUUCACAAAAAGGAUACAAACGCUGUUAAUAAUAUUCGAAAUAAGGGUGAUAAGGAUGGUACUUAUAAUAUCGUAAAUGAUAUUAGGGAGACAAAUGAAAAUCAGGAGCAUAUUAACAACAGAUAUUCAAGGGAUAAGUUCAAUGAUGAUUCGGGAAGCUCUGAAAGUAAAAGUGUACCAUUUGUUUUAUUUAUUCAUGGAGGAGGCUGGCGGAGGGGUGGCAGGUCGGCUUGGAAACAUUACUUGUUCUUUGAUGUGAAUUUUCUUGUGGCAUUUCUUCAAUAUUUUAUUGGUAGUUAUGGUAACAUUGGAGAGGUUCUUGCACAGAACAAUAUCGCAUGUGCUAUUGUGUCCUAUCCGCUGACCGAGGCUGGACCAGUUGUGUUGAUAGUGGAGAUGUUACUGUCUUAUAUCCAGUCCGUAUUUGUUAUAUUCGUCCUAUGUUUGCCUAUACAUGGCUUAUUAUUACUCUUCUUAUAUGGAAUUGUCGACAACAGUCGCUUUUAUGUAACGAGAGAGCUUAUUUACUUGGAAAACGGCGUUAUCACCAAUUUAAAUACACUGUUCUUAAUAACUUUGACUUUUACAAAUUCUGUAAUUGCUACGUUAUUUUUCUUUAAAAGAAAAGAAUUCAAUAUUUCAAUUAUGCAUAUAAGAUUAUUUGGAUUAUCUUUAUUCGCUGUGCUAGUGUUAUCUUUUUAUUCAAAUUCAUUGUUACACUAUCUGGCGAUUUCAACGUUAAUUCUGACACAAACUAUGAUAUUCUAUCAAAGAAUUAGAAGGUAUGGGUCAACAUAUGAUGGGCAGGUGAAAGCAGUUGCUCAGGCCGUCAGAUGGGCUAAAUGUUUCUGUGAAGAGACUGGGCACAUAGAUAUUAACCGAUUGUAUUUGAUGGGACAUUCUGCUGGUGGGCAUUUGGCCACCCUAUCUGCCCUUGAUGAAUCAAUUCUUGCAGAGGUGGCAUGUUCUACAGAGGAUGUAAAGGGUGUUAUUUCAAUAUCCGGCGUAUAUGACCUCCUCUGUUUGAACAAACAUUGGCUCCGCCAUGUGUACCUUGAACCAACAUUCGGCACGAGUUCCAAACAGUGGCUUCAGGCAUCCCCGGAACAUUUGGCCCAGAGAUCAAAAAGUGCGAACACCAUGCCCAAGUUUCUUUUAAUAUUAGCAGAAUAUGAUAUAUUUUUGAAAUCACAAUCAUACAAAUUUGCUCAGACAUUAGGCAAACUAAAUUUGGAAUGUAAGCAUGUUGAAAUCAGUAAAUCAAACCAUUUUAAUGUAGUUACAAAUACAAGUACUGGCAAAGGGACGACUCUGUCUUAUGUGAUUGAAUUUAUAAAGUAGAUGCUUCAUUUUAUCUUCAGUUUAUCUUAUGGCAAUAAGUAUUGUACUAUGAUAUUAUGCUUUGCAUUAACAUGCAAUAUGUAAAAAAAAAAGAAAUAUGGCUCUAUUUCAUUAUAUUGAAAAAAGAAAGUCAUCAACUUUAAAAUGCUUGUUUAAAUAAAGAAGUACUAUGUUGAAUUUAUAUUUAUUUAACUGUUUUAUGCCUUUUUUCGUUUUGAAUGUAGGAAUAUGUUUUUGAUAUUUUUAUGAAAUUAUAGUUCCAGGGUAAGUUUUAGUUUUUUAUCGCAAUUUAUGUAUAGAAAAUAUUUUUAAACGGAAAUAAUAACUUUAAAUAUUUGAUUUGUUAAAAUGUGUUUCAUCAUGCUUUUUAGUUGUCCUUUAUGUAAAAAACCUUUAAACUAUCAAGCAUUUCAGGAUGGAGAAGGAAAUUCUUUUUAUUAUUAUUUUGUUUUACUCAGGUGCCCGUUCGUGCCAACCCAACAAAUUGUUUUUAUUUCAUUCAUUAAUUUUGUUGUUACUAUUGAUUGUUGGAAAUAAAGAUUGUUACUGUUGAA